Messenger RNA from Schizosaccharomyces octosporus yFS286, 537 nucleotides. Its product is annotated as NEDD8-conjugating enzyme Ubc12. The record is from RefSeq and is a predicted model, not a curated record. Gene Ontology annotation, cellular component: nucleus. Gene Ontology annotation, biological process: protein neddylation. Gene Ontology annotation, molecular function: NEDD8 transferase activity. The transcript has 5 exons. Lineage: Eukaryota; Fungi; Ascomycota; Schizosaccharomycetes; Schizosaccharomycetales; Schizosaccharomycetaceae. Bases 1 to 537 code for a protein of 178 amino acids.
AUGAGGAAAUUAUGGGAAAUGAAGAAAAAAGAUGCUGAAAGAGAAAAAAGCUCUUCAGGGAUUAGUCCUGCUCAAAUUCGUAUACAAAAAGACAUUUCAGAACUGGAUGUGCCCUCUACUAUGUCGACAAGCUGGCCAGAUGUGACCAAGCUUCAUGAAUUGCUAUUGGAAAUUCGUCCAGAUGAGGGAUAUUAUUAUGGUGGAAAGUUCCAGUUUUCAAUUCACAUUGAUAGCAAUUAUCCACACGAUCCUCCAAAAGUGCGAUGUCUUAACAAGAUCUACCAUCCCAAUAUUGAUACACAAGGGAAUGUUUGUCUAAACAUCCUAAGACAAGAAUGGAAUCCAGUGCUCAAUCUAAAUUCUAUUUUAGUAGGCCUCCAAUUUUUAUUCCUAGCACCCAAUGCUGAAGAUCCGCUCAAUAAAGAAGCUGCUGCUGACUUACGGAAUGACCCUAGAGGCUUUGGAGCACGAGUAAAAACUUCCAUGCGAGGUGGAACUGUACAAGGCGAUAGUUUUGACAAUGUUCUUCUUUCAUAA